AUUAAGUUUCAGAGAUCCAGUACACUAUGGAAAGCCUCAUCCCAAAUUCAUUCUUUCACAGGACAGCAAAGGUGAAGUUACUUUCCCAAAGUCAUACAGUGACUUGGUGACACAGCUGGAGCAUGAGUGUUCAUCAAUUACACUCCAACAAGAUCAGCAGGGCACUGGAUGGGGCAUAUUUUCCAUAAAGCCAACUGUGUGAAUUCAUUUCACACUGAAAGAGAAUAAGCAAACCAAGUUGGAGCAACAAUUCUACUCCUUACAGCACUCAGGUUUAUACCCUGUUUCCUAGAGGAAAAGAUCGAUGCAACUUUUCAACCAUGACUAAAUUUGUCCUCCAGGGACUAACAAGACCAACCGGAACUCAAACUGCCCCUUUUUCUCCUGUUUCUAGUGGUCUAUGGGAUCACUGUAGUGGGAAACCUGGGUAUGAUCCUCCUAAUCACUGUUGAUUCCAAGCUCCAAAUUCCCAUGUACUUUUUUCUUGGUAAUUUGUCAUUCAUAGAUCUCGUCUAUUCCUCAGUUGUUACCCCCAAACUGUUAUGAAACUUUAUACAGGAACAAAUUGUUAUCUCAUAUUCUGGAUGCAUGACACAGCUCUUUUUCUAUUGCACAUUUGCUAUUGCUGAGGGCUAUAUGCUGGCAGCCAUGGCAUAUGAUAGAUAUGCAGCUGUCUGUAAUCCACUGCUCUACAGUGUCACCAUGUCCCAAAAGGCAUGCAGCAUACUGGUAACAGGGGUCUAUAUCAUGGCAUCUCUUGGAGCUGUAGCCCACACUUCCUCUAUGAUCAGGCUUUCUUUCCACGGGGAGAAUGUCAUCCACCAUUACUUCUAUGACAUAAUUCCCCUCUUACAGCUUUCCUGCUCUAGCACCUACUUUAAUGAGCUUCUAGUGACACUCAUGGGUGGAUUUAAUGUGUUGGCAACAACUGGGCCCAUAGCCAUUUCUUAUACCUUCAUACUCACCAACAUUCUUCGAAUACCCUCAAGUGAGAGCAGGUCCAAAGCCUUUAGUACCUGUGGCUCUCAUUUGACAGCUGUUGGGGUCUUCUACGGAUCCAUCAUGUUUAUGUAUUUCAAGCCAACAUCCAGCCACAGCAGGGUCCAGGAGAAGGUGGCCUCUGUGUUCUAUACCACAGUGAUCCCUAUGCUGAAUACCUUGAUCUACAGCUUAAGGAAUAAGGAUGUAAGAUAUGUUCUGAGCAAAGUAAUGAGAAAGAGAUGUGGCCUACUCCAGAGUUAGUGGACAUAACCACUAAGGAUCAUGGUGGCCACUCGACCCCUUCUUUUUCUUAAAACUAACUUCCUUAUUUCUUAAAAUUAACAUUCAAUAAUUUUCCCUUUUCCCAUUUCCUCUAACAGUUGCCCAGUUUAUGAAGUUUCUGCAAACACACACACACACACACACACACACACACACUACUAUUUCUUGAGCCAACUAUGCCAAAAUGUAAGGAGUCAUUGGUCUUUGAUAAGCCUGGACAUGUUUACUUAAAAAUAUUCUUCUGAAUUAAAUUUGCACAUUCUAGUUCAUUCCCUAUUGAGAAAAUCUGGAGUAGAUUUUUUUUUCCUUUAGUUGGGGUGAGUUUGCAUUCAUCACCUUCUGUCUCACAUAACUAGCUUUGUAACAUUCAGUGUAAGUCUUACCAGAUUAGGCUUAACACAGUAGUAAUCUUAGCAAUUAAUCAUAGGACAAAUUCAAAAACUAGGUAUAUACUUUGCUAAUUUGAAGUCUCCUUGUGGGUCCUCUCCCUUUUAUUGUUCUGCUGUGUAUCUUAUGAAAAUUAAUCAGGGAAUCAAUUCCCAAAUUAAUGAACCUUCAUAAAAACUUAAAAGCAGACAUAAAUAGCAAAAUAAUAAGUUCAUAGCAGGCCAGGGAGGUUGUUUUCAGAAAGGAAUAUAUAUCCUAGCAAAUUACGCAAGCAAUUUGACCUUUAAAAAAUUUAAUUUCAUAGGUGAUAGAUUUUCCUUAAUCUCAAAGAGACUGAAUCAUGGGCAUGCUCCUAGAAGGCAGCCUAACUAAUUCUCUUCUGCUCCCCAUUUCCUCCUACUCCAUUUACAGAUGUUAUGUCCAGUGUGAUAACUGUUUUCUUGUGGGAAUGACUUACAGGGUAGGUAAGGAUCAUGCCAAACAACCUCAUCCACUCAAGGCCUAAGUUUCCUGCUGUUCCUCUUCCAGCCUCCACUGCCGAAAGGGAAACUCCAUUGGCAGGGCCCAUGCUUUCCCAUGGAGGAACUCAUGGGAUAACGUCUCUGUCCAUGCAUCCCACCCAUUUCUCAAUAUUCUUUGUAAAAAUAAGAAUAACAAUUUAAAAACUGAUCAAGCUAAGCUCCUAUACUUCUUCUUCAUUUCUUUCUUAUCUUAAUAGCUUUAUUGAGGCAUAAGAGACAAAUUAAAUGUGUACAAAUUGUAUACAUUAAAUAUAUACAAUUGGAUAAUUGUACACACAACACCAUCACUACAGUCAAUUUGGUGAAUAUAUUCAUCAUCCUUAAAUGUUUACU
This is a messenger RNA of Marmota monax (woodchuck), 2504 nucleotides long. Its product is annotated as olfactory receptor 8D1-like. Gene Ontology annotation, biological process: G protein-coupled receptor signaling pathway; sensory perception of smell. Gene Ontology annotation, molecular function: olfactory receptor activity; G protein-coupled receptor activity; odorant binding. The record is from RefSeq and is a predicted model, not a curated record. Gene Ontology annotation, cellular component: membrane. Bases 589 to 1242 code for a protein of 217 amino acids. The transcript is spliced from 3 exons. NCBI's taxonomy places the organism in Eukaryota, Metazoa, Chordata, Mammalia, Rodentia, Sciuridae.